CGCUGUCGCGGCUGCCUGGGUCGAGUCUCCCGCGAGGCUGGAGGCCGUUAGCCCGGGCUGGGCGGCGGUCAGGCUCUGGUCAGGCGGCCGGGCGGCCAGGCGGGAUGCCUCGCUACGCGCAGCUGGUCAUGGGCCCCGCCGGCAGCGGGAAGGUGAGGGUUCGGCAGGAGACGGGAGAGUGCAGGUUGCGCUCCACCUACUGUGCCACCAUGGUCCAGCACUGUGAAGCCCUCGGCCGUUCUGUCCAGGUGGUGAACUUAGAUCCCGCGGCGGAGCAUUUCAACUAUGAUGUGAUGGCUGACAUCCGCGAACUGAUCGAGGUGGAUGAUGUGAUGGAGGACAGUUCCCUGCGCUUCGGUCCCAAUGGAGGACUGGUGUUUUGCAUGGAGUACUUCGCCAAUAAUUUUGACUGGCUGGAGAACUGCCUUGGCCAUGUCGAGGAUGACUACAUCCUUUUUGACUGUCCAGGUCAGAUCGAGUUGUACACACACCUGCCCGUGAUGAAACAGCUGGUUCAGCAGCUGGAACAGUGGGAGUUCCGAGUCUGUGGAGUGUUUCUUGUUGAUUCUCAAUUCAUGGUGGAGUCGUUCAAGUUUAUUUCUGGCAUCUUGGCAGCCUUGAGUGCUAUGGUAUCUCUAGAAAUCCCGCAAGUUAACAUCAUGACAAAAAUGGACCUGCUGAGUAAAAGAGCUAAAAAGGAAAUUGAGAAGUUUCUAGAUCCAGACAUGUAUUCUUUAUUAGAUGAUUCUACAAGCAACUUCAGAAGCAAAAAAUUCAAAAAAUUGACUAACGCCAUAUGUGGGCUGAUUGAUGACUACAGUAUGGUCCGAUUUUUGCCUUAUGAUCAGUCAGAUGAAGAAAGCAUGAACAUUGUAUUACAGCAUAUUGAUUUUGCCAUUCAGUACGGAGAAGACUUGGAAUUCAAGGAACCCAAGGAACAUGAAGAUGAAUCGUCUUCUAUGUUGGAUGAAUAUUUUCAAGAAUGCCAGAACAAAUGAAGAGUAUGUUAUGAUGCAACUGGAUGUGGGGCUGGAGUGAUAGCACAGUGGGUAGGGCAUUUACCUUGCACGCGGCAGACCUGGGUUCGAUUCCCAGCAUCCCAUAUGGUCCACCAAGCACCGCCAGGAGUAAUUCCUGAGUGAGGAGCCAGGAGUAACACCUGUGCUCUCCGGGUGUGACCCAAAAACCAAAAAAAGAAAAAAAAAUGCAACUGGAUGCUUGUGAAGAGUAGCAAUCACAAUUUAUUUAAAU
Molecule: messenger RNA, 1251 nt
Organism: Sorex fumeus (smoky shrew)
Lineage: Eukaryota; Metazoa; Chordata; Mammalia; Eulipotyphla; Soricidae
Product: GPN-loop GTPase 3
Exons: 8
Coding region: 105-998 (297 amino acids)
Molecular function (GO): GTPase activity
Source: RefSeq, a predicted model, not a curated record